AUCAUAAUGGUAUCCAUCCCAGAAUACUAUGAAGGAAAGAAUGUCCUCAUCACAGGAGCUACUGGCUUCUUGGGAAAAGUGCUUCUGGAGAAGUUGCUACGGUCUUGUUCUAAAGUAAAAGCUGUUUAUGUAUUAGUGAGACACAAGGCAGAACAGAAUCCUCAAGAGCGAGUGGAAGAAAUGAUCAGCUGUAAGCUCUUUGACAGAUUGAGAGAAGAACAACCAGACUUUAAAACAAAAAUAAUAGCAGUUACUAGUGAACUUACACAGCCUGAACUGGACCUUAGUGAGCAGGACAAAGAAACUCUCAUAGACUGCAUUAAUAUUGUAUUCCAUUGUGCAGCUACAGUCAGAUUCAAUGAAACAUUAAGAGAUUCUGUUAAAUUAAAUGUAAUUGGAACACAACAGCUCAUCCACCUGGCUCAGCAAAUGAAGAAGCUAGAAGUAUUCAUGCAUUUUUCAACUGCAUAUGCAUAUUGCAAUCAAAAGCAUAUUGAAGAAAUCGUCUAUCCACCUCCAGUUGACCCCAAGAAACUGAUAGAUUCUUUAGAGUGGAUGGAUGAUGGUCUAGUAAAUGAUAUUACCCCAAAACUGAUAGGCAGCAGGCCUAAUACUUACACAUAUACAAAAGCCUUAGCAGAAUAUGUGAUGCAGCAAGAAGGUUCAAAACUGAACAUAGCCAUCAUAAGGCCAUCCAUUGUUGGUGCCAGCUGGAAGGAGCCUUUUCCUGGGUGGAUCGACAACUUUAACGGACCUAGUGGUAUUUUUAUUGCUGCAGGAAAAGGAAUUCUUCGAACAAUGAGAGCUUCCAACAGUGCAGUGGCAGAUCUUGUUCCAGUAGAUGUAGUUGUCAAUACAACACUGGCUGCAGCCUGGUAUUCUGGCAUAAAUAGGUAUAACAGACCAAGAAACGUCCUGGUGUACAACUGUACAACAGGUGGAACCAAUCCUUUCCAUUGGGGUGAAGUUGAAUACCAUGUAAUUUCUACUUUCAAGAGGAAUCCUCUCGAACAGGCCUUCAGACGGCCCAAUGUAAAUCUAACCUCCAAUCACCUCUUAUAUCAUUACUGGAUUGCUGUAAGCCAUAAGGCCCCAGCAUUCCUGUAUGAUAUCUACCUCAGGAUUACUGGAAGAAGCCCAAGGAUGAUGAAAGCAAUAACUCGUCUUCACAAGGCAUUGAUGUUUUUAGAGUACUUUACAAGCAAUUCGUGGACCUGGAGCACUGACAAUAUGACUAUGCUAAUGAACCAGCUAAGCCCUGAAGACAAAAAGACAUUUAAUUUUGAUGUUCGACAGCUACAUUGGGCAGAGUACAUGGAGAACUACUGUAUGGGAACUAAAAAAUAUGUACUGAAUGAGGAAAUGUCUGGUCUCCCUGCAGCUAGGAAACACUUGAAUAAGUUAAGAAAUAUACGCUAUGGUUUCAACACAGUUCUUGUGAUCCUGAUCUGGCGUAUCUUUAUUGCAAGAUCACAGAUGGCAAGAAACAUCUGGUACUUCGUGGUUAGUCUGUGCUACAAGUUCCUCUCCUACUUUAGAGCAUCCAGUACUAUGAGAUAUUGAAGUAAAGAAUUCUAGCAUUAGGACAUCUAUGCAUAUGGUGAUCUAACUGCACAAAGUCUGUCAAAUGUACUUAAUCAUCUCAUCUUUUGUAAAGGCAUCAAAUCAUCUUUAAAGCUGGAGUGUGAAAAAUAUAUACAGUGCAGUAUAUGUAAUGUUUUUAAUUGUGUAUUUCCAUGAAAAUUUAGAAAUAAAAUAGUUGAAUGAAUGCCAGAUCAAAACUGGUAUUAAACAAACUUUUUUAAAUAUUAGCACUAACCCCUUCCCUGCCCCUCUUGCCCCCGCCCCCCCAAAAAACAAAAAAAAACAAAAACACUUCUUUUUUUUUUUUUUUUUUUUUUUUUUUUUUUUUUUAACUUUGACCUGAGAGAGUUUGGACCACUGACCAAUGUAACUGUGCAGUUCUGUGAGGACCUGGAUUUAAAGUUUGCCUUAACAUCUAUUUGCUCAAGACAUCUAAAUCAAAAGAGUAACAGGCUUACAAUUAAGCAAAAACCAAUACAAGAGAGAGUAGAUCAUUGUCCAAUUAUUGGAGGCUCCUUUCUCUGACUGUUCUGUUUUUGCUUUUGGCAACUAUUUCUUCCAUCUCCAAGUUAAUCUAAGCAUGUGAUGGGAAUUACUAAGAAAAAGAAAAUUACUAUUAUAGUUGGAAGGCUGUCCAAUCUAAUCUUAAAGAAUGCAAAUUGACUCUGUUUUUCCCACAGAUGCACUCAUUAAUGUUUGAGAGGCAUUUGCAUGUCUGAAAGCAGAACAGAUUGUGUUACAAUUCUUUUUUUAUUCUUUUAAAUGUUUAAAAAAAAGAUGCCAGUGGUUGAUUCCAUCUUUACCCUAAAUGAUGGAACAUCAAUAUCCAAUGAUGUAAUAAUUACUCACCUGAUAUAAGGUACUAGGCUGUUCCAGAGGAUACUUUGUAUCCUUUGCUAUUCUUUAUAGCAUUUGUAUCUUAACUGUCUAGGCAAAUUGUACUGUUUCCAGAAAGAUGAAAUGUUUUUGUUUUGCCAAAAUAUGGCAUCAUCAGUACUUCAGUGAGUGAAAACUUAUUUUUUGAUUGCAAUUCUAGAAGCUUGACACUCACAUAUGCCCCUCUUAACUGGGGAAAUACAGGAAGAGGAAUCCUGCUUCAAAACUUUCGUAUGUUGAUUAACAAAUGACACGUUUAUUAACUUGAAUAUUUAGGAGUGAACUCUUGACUAAAUUUGAAGAAAUCUAUUUUUGGCAUGUUUUUGUUGUAGGGGAAAUGCAUUUAUAAAAGUAGUAACUUACUUGCAAGAGAGCUGAAUUCUAUUUUAAUGUAACAAUUUUGAAUUGCCCUUUAAUUCUGUUGCAUAGAAUUUAAAACCUUUUUAGCAUUCCUUUUUUUUUUUUUUAUUGACAUACCAGUGCACCAGUGUGGUGUACACUCAUUAAUGAUCCAUUUGUACUGUACUUAAAUCAGCAUAUGUAUUCUUGAAUCAACUGAGAUAAAUAAAUUAUGAACUAAUAGUACAAAAAUUUAUAUAAUAUGCUCACCUUGGUAUUUGAUUUGUUGUCCUAUUUGAAUUAAGUGUGUAAAGAGGUUAUUUUGCUAUUCUUGUGGAAAUACUAACUUUAAAAGCAAGCACCUUCUUUCGUGCAGGUGUAUAUCUAAUUUUGGAAUGAUGAUAGCUUCCUUGUUGAAGCUAAAUAUUAUGUAGUAAAUAGUUAAACCAUAGUUCCUUUUUAAGCCACUUGUGUAUAUAAUACUUCAAUUAUACAAAUCUCUGGUCUAGGACCACACUGUUAAGUGUGAGAGACCUGUGGCAGAAAAUUAAUUGUGGCUUCUUUGAUUCAGGAUGUUACACUUUUAAAAUGUGCUAUUCCUUAUAUACUUGUUAUAGCUGUCUCUAGGCAUCCUCUGUUUAUUGAACCUGAAAAAUAUAGUUGGCAAAAUGUAGCCUUUUGCAGAGGGUGCAUAGGAUCUAAUUACCCACCUCUCUGUUCUUGGCCAAGAGACAUGCUUAUCAAGAUUGAAGAAACGUCAGUUAUGUUCACACAUUUCUAGUUUGUUUGACCCUUGUAACUCUGUCAUUUGUAGAUAGCUACUUUGGGGCUAAUUCAUUUAAACUGAGGAAGCUAUAACACCACUGAACUGAUUCUCUGUUCCAUAAUGUUGAAUACUAUUUACUUUGAAUAAAUAAAUGUGGAUUAAUUGCAUAACUUGAAGAAUUUAUUUUCAGUCUCCACUAUGUAAAUCUUACCACCUUUAAAAUCUGAAGUGUCUUAGCUUAGAGACCGUGGCUGGCUGUGCUAUGGGUUAAUCUUCUUUCUUUUUUUUUUUUUAAUUUGUUUUCCUUCUGUACAUAAACUCAAACUUCUGUUUCAUCAUUCCAUGUCAAUCAGUCACUCAGAUUGUUUGAAGGCACUUUUUCAUAUCGGGAUCUUACGGUGUUGCUGACUCUUCUUCUCUUUCUCUCUCCCCCCCACCCCCUUUUACUAGUUCAGUUUUCAUAUAUUCUGUUUUGGUUCCUGAACUAUAAAUGUUAAUAGUACAUUGGUUCUAUACUUGGGUACAGUCAGAAGGUAAAUUUAUGUCCUGCGAGUCACUAAAAUCAGUGGGAUCUGACCUGAGGAGGAAACUGAAAUCAGGUGGUCACUAAACAAGUAUACUGGUAUUUAAAAUUUGGGACCAGGAGAAGAAUUUUUUUUGGCCUGAGAUCAGGUUUUCUGCCAUAGACACAGAUUCUAAACUGGAAAAAAGUCAAAUUGUAUGCUUUUUAUAAGGUAUAAAUAGAAACAUUGGGUGCCUUUUUUUUGUUUGUAAACCAAAAAUAAAACAA
Alligator sinensis (Chinese alligator) is the source of this 4355-nucleotide messenger RNA. It is a transcript of the gene FAR1, whose product is annotated as fatty acyl-CoA reductase 1. Gene Ontology annotation, cellular component: peroxisome. NCBI's taxonomy places the organism in Eukaryota, Metazoa, Chordata, Crocodylia, Alligatoridae. Gene Ontology annotation, molecular function: alcohol-forming very long-chain fatty acyl-CoA reductase (NADP+) activity. Gene Ontology annotation, biological process: long-chain fatty-acyl-CoA metabolic process. The coding region runs from base 7 to 1563 and encodes 518 amino acids. The transcript is spliced from 11 exons. The record is from RefSeq and is a predicted model, not a curated record.